Molecule: messenger RNA, 7515 nt
Organism: Gekko japonicus
Lineage: Eukaryota; Metazoa; Chordata; Lepidosauria; Squamata; Gekkonidae
Product: neural-cadherin-like
Exons: 32
Coding region: 1-7515 (2504 amino acids)
Biological process (GO): homophilic cell-cell adhesion
Cellular component (GO): cell-cell junction; plasma membrane
Molecular function (GO): calcium ion binding
Source: RefSeq, a predicted model, not a curated record
AUGGAGCCUUUUCCCUUCCUGGCCACAGUGUCACCUAAAGCUGUAGCCGGUACCAAAGUAUACAAGCUCUUGGCUAAGGAUGAAGAUGAAGAAGAGAAUGGAGCCAUUGAGUAUUUUCUUUUGGAAGGUGGAGAAGAUAGAUUUGAAGUUGAAAGGGACAGCGGCUGGGUUAAAACUACAGGUUCGCCUCUGGAGAAGGAGAAGGAAUAUUUACUUACUGUCCUAGCUGCUGACAAACCUGGCCGCCAAGGGCCACCUGUCUCUAUUUCUGUCCUUGUUGGACGUCGACCACCGCAGUUUGCCAAUAUGUCAUACACAGUUUAUGUUCCUGAAAACACGCCCCCAGGAAAAUCAUUUUUGACAGUCCGUGCUUUGUCUCAUCAAAACAAGUCCCUGAGUUACAGUCUUGUCACCAAUCCGAACGGCCUGUUUAGCAUUAGCCCAGCCACUGGAGACGUCCACUUCAGUCGCAGUAUGGAUUAUGAGAAUGAUCAGCACCAAUAUCUCCUUCUAGUCCAAGCAAGAGAAAACCAGGGGCAUCUCAGUAGUACAGUUGAGGUUUGGGUUGUAAUUACAGACAUAAAUGAUUGUGCUCCAGAAUUCCAGCAGUCUAUCUACACCAAAGAUGACGUUCCUGAAACAGUGACUGUAACCACUGCACUUCUACAAGUGUCUGCCAGCGACUGCGAUUCUGACAAAAAUGCAGAAAUACUUUAUUACACUCUGAGCUCCGAUUUCAGCAUUUCUACCCAUGGCAUCAUCUUCCCAGCGACAGAGUUGGACUAUGAGCGCCCUAACCAUCUUUAUGAGUUUGUAAUUAUGGCUAUAGAUAGAGGCGAACCCCCGAGGACUGGGACAGCAACCAUCAGGAUUCGUGUCUCAAAUGUCAAUGACGAAGCGCCCAGGUUUUCACAGAUAAUCUACAAGAGUUUUGUUUCCGAAGAUGCGGGUCCCAACACCUUGAUCGCCACUGUUCAUGCUAUAGACCCUGACGGAGAUGGUGUCUCUUACAGCAUUACUGGAGGAAAUCGAAAAGGAAACUUUGUUAUCGACCCUCAGAAAGGCUUAAUCCGCCUCCGCUCAAGCCCACCCCCUAAGCUUCAAGGGCCAGAGUACGUACUUAAUGUUACAGCUACCGAUGACAACAUCUCUGGGGGACCGCGCUCCCUUUCUAGCACCGCUUUGGUUAUUGUGCACGUUGAUGAUGUCAACAAUAACAAGCCAGUGUUUCAGAAGUGUCAGCAUUACCGAGAACAUGCUUCUGUGUUAGAGAACCAGCCUGUGGGAACGUCUGUGUUACAAGUAGAGGCGACAGACGCAGAUGAAGGCCCCAACGGCAGGGUGAAAUACGGCUUGAUGCACAGAGAUGGUGCCCUUCCUUCAUUUAACAUUCACCCCGACACAGGCCUCUUGACGACGCUUCAGAUAUUUGAUCGAGAAAAGCAGCGAGAAUAUCCUAUCACCGUGACAGCCACAGACCAGGCCGCAGAACCUCUCAUUGGGAUUUGCCAGAUCAACGUUGUCAUCGUGGACGUGAACGAUAACAGCCCCCGGUUUGAAAACACCCACUAUGAAUAUUUCCUGAGAGAGGACACAGCCGUUGGGACGAGCUUCCUUCGUGUCGCAGCCCACGACGACGACUAUGGCUUGAACGCUGCCAUUACGUAUUCUGCAGCUGGUGGGAAAAUGAAAUACUUCCAGGUUAAUCCUACCACUGGCUGGGUUUAUGUAAGCCAGCCCAUAUCGCAGAAGUCUUUCAUAACUGAAGAAAUCAUAGCAACGGACGGAGGGAACAGGAGCAGUAAGGCUGAGGUUAGAAUUACAGUCACCAGUACAAUAAACCAACCCCCUCGGUGGGAAAAGGACACUUAUGAAGUUGUCAUUCCUGAGAACACAACAAGAGAUACCUCCAUUGUGACCAUUAAAGCAACAUCUCUCCUUGGCGACCCACGAAUAACUUACAAUCUAGAAGAGGGACUCGUUCCAGAGACCAACAUGCCAGUCAGAUUCUACUUGACUCCAAACAGAGAGGAUGGCUCUGCAUCUAUCCUUGUAGCCGAACCUUUGGAUUAUGAAACGACCAAGACCUUUUUGUUGAAAGUUCGGGCCCAGAACGUUGCCGCAGCUCCCCUAGCGGCAUUCACAACCGUGUACAUUAACGUGACAGAUGUCAACGACAACGUCCCCUUCUUCACCUCCUCAAUUUACGAAGCCUCGGUUACAGAAGGAGCAGAGAUUGGAACUUCAGUUCUGCAGGUUUCUGCCACUGACCUUGACCUUGGUCCAAAUGGCAAGAUCACUUAUUCUUUGCUACCCGAUCGCAAUGGGGACUAUACGUUUUUCCGCUUGGACCCUACUACGGGUUCAAUCUAUACUACCUCUGUGUUUGAUAGGGAAAAGAAAGCGUCAUACCUCUUAGAAGUCAAAUCAACCGAUGGCUCGGAAUCAGCUCGUCCUGGAAAGCAUGGGCAGCCGAAUUCUGACACGGCCUACGUGCGUGUUUUUAUCAGUGACGUGAACGACAACAAACCUGUCUUUACCCAGAGCGUCUACGAAGUUAAUGUAGAUGAAGACCGAGACGUGGGAUCGACUGUCAUUACCGUUGGUGCUAAUGAUGAAGACGAAGGUGCCAAUGCAAAAUUAAGAUACCAGAUAACAGCGGGGAACGCUGGAGGAGUGUUUGAUGUCAAGCCAGAAACAGGAGUCAUCUUCAUUGCCCAGCCGCUGGAUUAUGAAGAACUGCAGCUGUAUGAACUCCACCUCUUGGCUUCUGAUGGGAAGUGGGAGGAUUAUGCCAUUGUGAUCGUUAACAUUGUGAACAAAAACGAUGAAGCGCCUGUUUUUGGUCUUAAUGAGUAUUACGGAAGUGUGAUCGAGGAACUAGACGGUCUCCCGGUCUUUGUCCUUCAGGUUGCAGCAAACGAUCCUGAUAGUAGCCUGGAUGGAGGCGACAUAAGAUACUCAUUACAUGGACACGGAGCAGACGAUGUCUUUGCAAUAGAUGAGAACACUGGCAGCAUCUAUUCCCAGAAGAUGUUAGAUCGGGAAGAGAGAGCCCUUUGGAGAUUUGUCGUGUUGGCAACUGAUGAAGGAGGAGAAGGUCUUACUGGAUUUGCAGAUGUGGUUAUAAAUGUCUGGGAUAUAAAUGAUAAUACCCCGAUGUUCACUUGUAUGCCCAGUGAUUGCAAUGGGAGUGUCUUUGAGAAUUCCCCUGACAAUACUUUGGUCAUGGAGAUGACAGCUAUCGACCUGGAUGACUCCAAUGUAGGUCUCAACGCCAUCCUGACUUACCGUCUACUUGAGAAUGUGAAAAACGAGCUCGGUGAAGACUUGUUUGAAGUCAACUCUGCAACUGGCAACAUAUAUGUAGCGGGAGGAAUGUUGGACAGGGAGAAGGCCGAGAAAUAUUUCCUUACUGUUGAAGCCAAAGAUGGAGGAGGUCUGGCUGGAACGGGUACCGCCACCAUCUGGGUUGCGGAUGUAAACGAUCACAUCCCUAGUUUCACACAGGAUAUUUGGCAUGCCAUAAUCCCCGAAACCAGUGCUGUUGACUCGGAGGUUCUGGAAGUGGUGGCAGCCGAUGGGGACAGUGGGGAAAAUGCUGACUUAACAUUCAGUAUUAUCGGGGGAGAUCCAGAACAGAAAUUUUACAUUGAAAGCCGUAAAGGAGACCAGCGUGCGAGUAUCAGGCUGAAAAAGAGUCUGGAUUACGAGCAGCCCCAUGAAAGACGUUAUAACCUCACAAUCAAAGUGGAGGACCUGGAUUUUUACAGUGUUGCCUUUUGCUUGAUCGAAGUUGAAGACUGCAAUGACCACAGUCCCGUUUUCAGCUCUCAGUUUGUCCAGUUGAGCCCUUUCUUUGAAAACAUACCCGUGGGCACUACCAUCGCCACAGUAACAGCGGUCGAUGAGGAUUCAGGGUCAAAUGGAAACAUUCAGUAUUCCAUCAAGUUGGAUUCAGAUCCCACUGGGGAGUUUGCAGUAGACCAAAACGGUCAUGUGACGGUGGCAAAAGUAUUGGAUCGGGAGGUCACCCAGGAAUAUAGUUUAAUUGUACAGGCCUCCGAUCAGGGUCUUCCUGCCCAAACCGGAAGUGUUACAAUAUUGAUUGACUUACUAGAUGUUAAUGACAAUGGUCCAGGGUUUGAGGCAUUGUACAUGCCUGUGGUCUGGGAAAAUACACCGGGACCUCAGCUGGUGAAUAUGACCCCUGUAUCUAGCUUGAUUUGGGCUUUUGAUCCGGACAGUGCCGACAAUGGGUCACCAUUUAUGUUUUCCGUGCCGCCAGAUUAUCAGCACACUUUGGAUUUCUCUGUGACUGACAAUGGAAAUGAUACAGCAACGGUUACUGCUCUGAGGUCCUUUGAUAGAGAGAAGCAGAAGGUUUUCUAUCUGCCCAUUAUUAUAACUGAUAGCGGGAGUCCGUCAGUGAGCUCUACAAACACGUUGACUAUCACUAUCGGUGAUGAAAACGACAACAGUCAUGAAGCUGGCCAUAAGGAAAUCCUUGUUUACAUGCACAGAGGAAAAUGGUCAACAACAGUGCUUGGGGAAGUGUUUGCACCGGACCCGGAUGACUGGGACAAUAAAACAUUUGUCUCUGAAGGAAAAAUGCACAAAUCUUUCAGGCUGAAUCAAAGGACUGGCUCUCUGGUAAUGGUGGAUAAUGCUCCUCAGGGAACAUAUGAGAUGAAAAUCAGGGUGUCAGAUGGAAUCUGGCCUGACGUUACGGCAACUGUGCAGAUACAUGUCAAAGAGCUGGGGAAUGAAGCCAUUCGGAAUUCAGCCACGGUACGCCUGGCAGACAUGACUGCAGAAGAGUUCAUCAGGAAAGACGAGCUUGAAGAAAGCAGACGCGACAAGCUGAAGGACCUGCUAGCCGGAAUCCUCUCGGUCCCUCGUGAUGACGUCCUUGUAUUUAGUGUGAUGGAUGUGGAUGGGAGACAGACAGACGUGCGGCUGGCUGUUCAUGAUGGGUCUUCCUAUUACAGGCCAGAGAAACUGCACGGCCAGAUGGCUGCUUUUAAAAAUAAGAUCCAGUUGGCUUUAGGAGUCAACAUCUCUCAGAUUGAUGUGGAUGAAUGCCACAAGACAGACUGUAGCGGGAGCGGCGGCUGUGCCAACUACAUCACGGUGAGUGACAUCCCCACAGUGACGGACGCAGGAAGUGUCUCGCUUGUCUCCAUGACAACCAGCGUCCACGCUAUCUGCACGUGCGCAGCCAGAGAGAGAGUUCAUCGGUCGUGUAGCUCCUACGCCCACAGCCCUUGUCUCAACGGAGGGACUUGCAUUGACAUGCUGCACGGUUACAGGUGCCAGUGUUUGACUUCAUUCCACGGACCGGAUUGCCAGCAGACUAAACACAGUUUCCAUGGAAAUGGCUAUGCGUGGUUCCGUCCCAUCAGGCCUUGUUUUGAGAACUUCCUCGCCCUGGAGUUUGUUACCGAUGUUCCAAAUGGGCUUCUGCUGUACAAUGGUCCUUUGUCAGAGAUAGGGCCUGGGAAUUCAGAGCACUUCAUUGCAAUAGAAGUUUCCUGUGGCAUUCCAGUCCUGAAAUUAAACUAUGGCUUGGGCCCGGUGGAGUUGCAUCUGCCUAGCUAUGUGAAUGUUUCAGACAAGAAGUGGCAUCGCCUUGAAGUGAGAAGCAGCAGGCAGGGUGUUCGAUUCACUUUGGACCAGUGCAAGGCUGCGAUUGUGUCAGAGGUGGAAGGUGUGGGGGAGUGGCUGUCGACAGAAGACCGAACAAACUGUGAGGUUGUGGGGUUCGUCCCACAAGCAAAUAGGUACUUGAACCUGAACCAGGUUCUCCAGUUGGGCGGUGUGAAAGAAUCGAUUCCCUACGUGUACCCCCAGUUGCAGCAUAAGCAUUUUACCGGCUGCAUUCGCAAUCUCAUUCUGGAUACUCAGGUGUAUGACCUUGAAUCUCCAGCAGAAUCUCUGAAUAGUUCACCUGGCUGCGCCUGGACAGAUGGCAGCUGUGAGAAGGAGGGCUCCUCUCCCUGUGGAGCUCAUGGCCGAUGCCUCAGCGACUGGGGCUCGUUUACCUGUCUUUGCUUGCCAGGGCACUAUGGCCACAGGUGUGACAAAGUUGCUGAGGAAUAUUCCUUUGGGCCGGGCAGUUACAUUCGUUACCAGCUUCCUGUCGCCAUACCUGCUCGCCAAACCCUGGCCGAGGCGAUGGUGAGGAUGCGACAGCCCAACGGGAUCAUUAUGAGCAUGUCUUCCCAGAACAAGGAUGAACACAUCACCCUGCAGGUGGUCCAGGGAUUGUUAACGGUAUCUUAUAACCUGGGAGAUGGCGUGGUUGCCGUUAGCCUGCCUUCCUACCGACUUGAUAACGGUGAGUGGCAUCAUGUCUCCCUGGAGAGAAAUGAAAAUGAGUUCAUUCUUCGCCUGGAUGGAGGAGGCGGGAAGAGAGAAAUCCUGAAGGCAGAAGGCAUUUACAAAGAGAUCAGCGUUGACCCUAGCAGCUUGGUGGUUGGCAAUACGUAUCCUGUCAGCCAGAACCACAGCUUCCAAGGAUGCAUGAAGGAUGUCAGAUUCAAUAACUAUGAGCUGCUGCUAGACGCUUACCCUAAGGAGCUGGUAUUGAGUGCCCAAGGAGUGGAAAAAGACUGCCUUUCAGAUGCUUGCAAGAGCAAUCCCUGCAGCCAGCAGUUUAUAUGUAUUGACUUGUGGAUGAUGUAUGAGUGCAGUUGCCCUCCAGGACACAUGUUGGUGGAGAAUGCCACAGGCCGGCACUGCAUUUACACCGCGUGUGCUCAGAGACCCUGCAAUUUUGGCACGUGCGUCUCCCAGUCCGCAAGCAAGUUCCGGUGCCACUGCCCCGAUGGCUACGCCGGCCGCAACUGUGAAAUCACGCUGGCGAUCUUCACCAAGGAUGCUGGGCUGAGCUUCAGCUCCAUGUUCGCCAUCUGCAUUUGCUUUCUGGCCCUCCUAGUUCUGUUCAGUGGUGUUUUCCUGUGGACUCGAUGGAAGAGCCACAAAAGUACGAAUGGGGGAGUCUACCACGUCACCACCAGUCAGGAUGACUUAGAGGACAUCCGAGAGAACAUCCUCAACUAUAAUGAAGAAGGGGGUGGAGAGCAAGAUCAGGAUGCCUAUAACAUGGCCGAGCUCCAGAUGUCUCUACAAACCAGCCCAGCCUACUCCCUCUAUAAGAAGAGAGGGAAGCGGACAGAUCUGGACAGUCCCUUGGGCUGCGAGUUCUCCCUCAAUCCAAAAGAGCCGCUGGAGGCUCCUGCGGCAGGGAAGGGAGACUCCUUCUCAAGCACAGACUUUGGGUGCUACUUACUGAGCGUUGUCAGAAAUGUCGACCAGCAGCACCAGGCUCUCCCCUGUGAUUCUCUGCAAGUAUUUUACACUGAAGGGGAGUGUUCGGAGGCCAGCAGUUUGAGUUCCCUGGGGUCCUGUGGCUGGGAUGAAGAUGCAGUGUACGGGGAUAUGAAAGAGUGGGGGCCAAAGUUUGAAAAACUAAGUGAACUCUAUUUGCAUGCGGAUCCUGAUGAUGUCUAG